GGAAAAAUUUGGGACGUCCAUGGCCGUCAAUGGCAUCAACAUCCAUAUAGUCAACUGAAUCCAAGUACAUUGGCAUCAAUAGAUUCGACAUGCAUGGCCGUCAAUGGCAUCAAUGCAAUGUAAAGUCCAUUGGAAAUCCUAUUGAAAGUGAAUGGGAAAUUUUCCCAUUAGAAAUGAAUGGGAUAGUUUUUGGCAAAUUUCUGGGGAACCGUAAUUUUUUUUUCCAAAUUCUGUAGACAACUUUUAUGCCCCUCACUGUCCAGGAAUUUUUGAUGCCCAAAUUAUGUGAUUUGGUCAAAAAUUGUAGGACUAGAUACAUUUUGAAACUUUUUUUUUUUUUUUUUUUUUUCAGAAAAUUGCCGUCUACGGACGAAUGGAAAAUUUUUCGGAGCCGUUUGAAAAAUUCCCAGCGUCGCACGAAAAUUCCGGUCGUGCCGAUGCUUGAACGGUGCCGAUUGGUGCUACGGUUCGGGCUGCGCAGCGCGCUGAAAAAACGCGGAGAAUAAGAUGAAUUAUAACAAUAAUAAAUAAAUAAGUACAAUAAAGUUGCAGAACAACAUAACCUUGGCUUUUCCUUUGGGAAAGACCCAGGUAAUUAUUGCCGACAAGUAAAAUUGACUAAAGAUUGACCACUAGGGGGCUGAAAUGUUUUUUGGAUUUGUUCUGUUAAUGAAUUUAUGCAUAUAAUUACUUUAUUUUAUCCUGUAAUGUCCGUAACUAUACAAGGUCCCUUUGAGAGACACUGGGACUGGAGAGCUUUUAGGCAGUAGGAAGCGAGAGGGAGACGGGCAAGAAGCAAAAGUUAGCGGUUGAAUGUGGCGGCAGUCCGCUGUUAUUUUAUUUUUUUCUUAUUGUCGCCACAAUAAAAUGGAGAAAGCCAUCAACGACUCCUCUCCUUCUUUCCCCACAUUCGGGGCUAUUACAAUACAUAUUUUUAAAAACGUUUUUUAUAUUAUAAAUGGGAUAGUUGCCUUUCUCGCAGACACCGUAUAACAGUUUGCAUUAGUCUAACACAUUCAUUAUAGUAAAGCAUUAACCAUAGUUUAAGGAGAUGUCACCCCAUGCACUUUGACACAGUAAAGUGGACCAGCUUAUCAGCCCCUCGCCUGUUAAGGUAAGGAGAAGACGUCAGCGACUCUUCGGUGGGGUCAGAACACCCUCGCCCUACCAACAUAACAAGUUGAUAGCUCGGCGCCUUCGACGUCAAAACAUGCGUCAGUUGCUGUGGGAGCCACGACCCAGCCACGAAAGAUGACACAUGAACUUGACCGCCCAAACCUGCCACAGAAGGAUGAUCCCAAGAGAAGGCAUCCAGGCACGCCUUCCGCAGCUUUCAAAAGACUGAACAUUUAGCGAACAACCGUCGCUUCUCGGGGACAUUUUCAAUGUAUUCGUUGUUUGGCUGACCCUGGAUCCAGUAUUGCCUCUCCGUCAUCCGUUUUUGUUUUGCUUUUUGAUCACUGUCGACGAAUAAAUUGUCAACCUGUUCUCGGUGAGCUUUCUUUAACCGUUCAAAAUGGAGUCAGUACAAAGGGUUAACGCUGGAGUGAACGCGCGGAGUUUGGCCUCCUUGCUGGAGCUGCGCCAGCGGAAUGCAUUCUGGUUCGGCUGUUGCUGUUCCGGCGGCUUGGCUGGGAGGCCGAAUUCCUUAAAUUAUUAUUUUCUAUACAGAGGUGCCGGAUCUACCCAAAUAAGUCCCGGAACACAGAGAGGCCAAUAUCAAGAGGAUCCGGCACAAAUUAACCCCUGGCUGUACCCCCAAAACAGACUGAUAGGCUGCCACGUCCUUUUCUCCUCACCCACAGAGACUGCGUUGGCGUGUCUUGCCGUCGAUCCGGCCAUGAUGCUGCUGGUGGUCGGGGUCCUCAUGUUUAUCAUCACUUUCUGCGGCUGCGUGGGCUCGCUGAGGGAGAACAUUUGCUUGCUGCAGUUUUUCUGCAUCAGUCUGACUGUCAUCUUCAUGCUCCAGUUGGCUGCCGGUGUGCUAGGAUUCAUCUUCUCUGAUAAGGCCCGAGGUAAGGUAACGGAAUUGGUCAACAACGCCAUUGUGCACUACAGAGACGACAUCGACCUGCAGAACCUCAUCGACUUUGGCCAAAAAGAAUUUGGUUGCUGUGGGGCUGUGUCCUACACCGACUGGUCCAUGAACAUGUACUUCAACUGCACUGCCAAAAAUCCCAGCUUGGAACGCUGCGCCGUCCCUUUUUCCUGUUGCAUCACUACCCAAGAAAAGGUGGAGGUGAUUAACACAAUGUGCGGGCAAGGAGUACAGGUCGUGGAAUACAUCGAAGCCGGCGACGUCAUCCACACCAACGGAUGCAUCGACAAAGUGGUGGACUGGAUUCACAGCAACCUUUUCCUGAUGGGAGGCAUCGCGGUCGGUUUGGCCAUCCCUCAGUUGGUGGGCAUUCUGCUGUCUCAGAUUCUCAUCAACCAGAUUAAAGACCAAAUUGAGCUGCAGAACUACAACAACAAGCACCGUGCCGAUCCAUGGAGAUGACAAAUCAGAGAAGCGUCUCGUGAACAUGUGACACCUCUUCUCUGGAAUUCAUUUAGUUUUUUUACUACGUGCUGGAGAUGCUUUGUCACUGGCCCUUUUGCCCACUUUUUAAUGCUUUCAGGUAUCUUAAAAUCUAUUUGUUUGAAAAUGUGUGCUUCAUAGACUUUAUAAUAUAUUGACGUGACACUGGGCGCAGGGCUGAUCCGUAGGGGGCCUAUUUUCAAAAAUUUCAAAUAUUUUCAAAACACUCAAAAUAUGAGUCUCCAUGAGCAGCGGCAUCAAAAAAUUCCUGGUGGUUCCCUUAUAAAAUUCCGAUUAUUUUUUUAAAUAUACAGUGAGGUAAAUAAGAAUUUAGUCAACCACCAAUUGUGCAAG
Messenger RNA from Corythoichthys intestinalis (scribbled pipefish), 2875 nucleotides. RefSeq names its product tetraspanin 33a (gene tspan33a). NCBI's taxonomy places the organism in Eukaryota, Metazoa, Chordata, Actinopteri, Syngnathiformes, Syngnathidae. The coding region runs from base 1517 to 2500 and encodes 327 amino acids. Gene Ontology annotation, cellular component: plasma membrane. The record is from RefSeq and is a predicted model, not a curated record. The transcript is spliced from 6 exons.